GGGGAGACAGGAGGGACCGCUCCACGCAGAGGCAUCUGGUGAGGAGCGGAGGCACACGGAGGCCCUCCGGCUCUGCCCAGGCGGCUCCUGGGCCAAGGUGGCUCCCGGGCCACUUAGGUCGCGGUGGCGUGCGCCAAGGCGCCCCGACGCCCCACAUUUUCAACAGCUCUCACCCGAGAGCCUGGUACAACCAGCAGCACAAAGGAAAGCAGGAAGAGGAAGCAGUCACCCGCCCGCGAAACCCGCGAGACCGAAAAGGCCCCGCCCCGCCCCCUCCCUGGCCGGACGUGAGGCGCUUGGCCCCGCCCCGUGCUCGUUACCUCGCGAGAUUUCGCGCAGGCCUCCCUCUUUCGUCUCGGCAGCCGACAUGCCAUCCAGACUGAGGAAGACCCGGAAACUGCGCGGCCACGUGAGCCACGGCCACGGCCGCAUCGGCAAGCACCGGAAGCACCCAGGAGGCCGAGGUAAUGCGGGUGGCAUGCAUCACCACAGGAUCAACUUUGAUAAAUAUCACCCAGGUUACUUCGGGAAAGUUGGCAUGAGGCAUUACCACUUAAAGAGGAACCAGAGCUUCUGCCCAACUGUCAACCUUGAUAAGCUGUGGACAUUGGUCAGUGAGCAGACACGGGUAAAUGCUGCCAAGAACAAGACUGGAGCUGCUCCUAUCAUUGAUGUGGUGCGGUCGGGCUAUUACAAAGUUCUGGGAAAGGGAAAGCUCCCAAAGCAGCCUGUCAUCGUGAAGGCCAAAUUCUUCAGCAGAAGAGCUGAGGAGAAGAUUAAGGGCGUGGGGGGAGCCUGUGUCCUGGUGGCUUGAAGCCACGGUUCAUUAAAUGCUAGCAAAUGCU
Molecule: messenger RNA, 845 nt
Organism: Oryctolagus cuniculus (rabbit)
Lineage: Eukaryota; Metazoa; Chordata; Mammalia; Lagomorpha; Leporidae
Gene: RPL27A
Product: ribosomal protein L27a
Biological process (GO): translation
Cellular component (GO): ribosome; cytosolic large ribosomal subunit
Molecular function (GO): structural constituent of ribosome
Source: RefSeq, a predicted model, not a curated record